Molecule: messenger RNA, 3101 nt
Organism: Astyanax mexicanus (Mexican tetra)
Lineage: Eukaryota; Metazoa; Chordata; Actinopteri; Characiformes; Acestrorhamphidae
Product: proteinase-activated receptor 2-like
Exons: 3
Coding region: 239-1375 (378 amino acids)
Biological process (GO): thrombin-activated receptor signaling pathway; blood coagulation; phospholipase C-activating G protein-coupled receptor signaling pathway
Cellular component (GO): membrane
Molecular function (GO): thrombin-activated receptor activity
Source: RefSeq, a predicted model, not a curated record
UUCCUGCUGCUGAAGAGGAAUGCAUGUUUAGCUCCGUGCAGCCUGUAAAGAAGAAAGAAAGGAAAAAACAACAAGGAUUACUUUUCAAGCUGUACUAAAGCAGAACCAGAGAGCAAAUCAUUAUCAAUUUCAUUCAUUCAUGCACUCAGAUUUAAUCCUGAGAACGUCUUAAAGGUUGUGUCCUAGUGAAGAUAUUCAAUACUACCAACCUGCUCAGGAAAUCACUUUGGAUUAUCAAAUGGAUGCAGUGGCUAAUGACAGUGACUAUGACUGGCCUCACCCAACAAAGAAUUCUACUGACUUCGUACUCUCUGGAUAUGAUGUAGAGCUGGAGACUAAAGAGGGAGUGCGUGUUUCUCACGUUUCCAUGAGUGUUCUGAACAGCAGUCUCACCUCAGUCUUCAUUCCACUGAUCUACAUCAUCAUCUUCAUUGUGGGGUUACCCACCAACGCCAUGGCCAUCUGGGUGUUCCUUAUUAGAAUAAAGAAGAAACAUCCAGCGUCCAUCUUACUGGCCAACCUCGCACUGGCUGACCUGCUCUUCAUCAUCUGGCUCCCGAUGAAGAUCCACUACCACUUCAAAGGCAACGACUGGACCUUCGGGGAGCAGCUGUGUAAAGUUCUAGUGGGCUUUUUCUAUGGGAACAUGUACUGCUCCACUAUCUUAAUAGCCUUCAUCAGUGUUCAGCGCUACUGGGCAGUUACACACCCACUCUCUCACAAGCUGACCAAUCGUGUAACAGUGUGUGUAUCUGUGUGUGUGUGGAUUGUGGUCUGGAUCAUGACCACCCCGCUCUACCUGUAUGACCAGACUGUUAAAGUCACCAACCUCAACAUCACCACCUGCCAUGACAUCACGCGUCCCAGUCAAUUAAACUUUCCUGUUGGAUACUUUUUGACCAUGGGCAUUCUGGGAUAUGUAGUUCCCUGUUUGGUGUGUGUAGUUGCAUAUCCGCUGACGUUUCGCUCCCUCAGGAGGUCUGAAACUGAUUCCAGCAGCAGUAAGAAGAAAAAGAAGGCGAUUAUCUUCAUGGUCAUUGUGCUGGUGAUGUUCCUGGUGUGUUUCACUCCCAGUAACAUCAUGCUGAUGGUUCACUACUCUCUCCUGAGUUUGAAGAUUCGGAAUCAUGCCUACAGCUUCUACAUUGUUGCGCUGUGUCUGGGCAGUUUGAACAGCUGUCUGGACCCGUUUGUGUAUUAUUUUAUCUCGGAUGAGUUCAGGGAGCACGUGAAGAACACGCUGAAGUGUCGUAGUGAACGAUCUGCUGAGAGGAUGAAGGUUUCCUUCACUCCAGUAAAAACAUCAACACUUUCAUCAUCCACACCAACAGGAGAUUCACAAAGUGGAAGUCCUCCUGAUACACCACAACCGUGACUGAUGGAGGAAGUUUGAGUUACCUGUACACGUUUGUGAAAAUAGGUUGUUUGUACCUUUUGACGUAACCCUGAAUGACAGAGUAGCUUCCAUGCUGUUUAGCUGUUUUGGGACCAGUUUAUAUAAACUAGGAGACAACAAGAAACUGGGAACCUCUCUUCAUAUAGCAAGAGCAUGCCUGUUCUACACAAUGUAAAAUUGUCCACACACCAGAAGCCCUUUCCCUCUCAUAGACUUUAGGACUUGUUAAAGCACUGGUUACUGAGUUUACGAAGGACACAAAGCUGAACAAUACCACAAUAAAAAAAUGUUGCUUAAACAGGCUGGAGCUGAUAGCUUUAUCUGAGCUGGAAAACAAGCUGUUACCUGGAAACUGCUGACGUAGUCGUAUUGAUAGAUUCCAUCUAUUUGCAUAGAAUUCUAUUGAUUUACAUGCGAUUUGCAUAAAUGUAUAACAACUGCUUGGAGGAAGUGUGUUGGUAUGUGGGAGGAGAUGUCUAAGGGUCUUCAACCCCUCACCUUGGUUUCCCUCUCUCUAUUUCUCUCUCGCACUCUCUUACUCUCUCUCUUUUGCUUUCUUACUCUCUCUUUCUCUCUCUGUCUUUAGCUUUUUACUCUUUUUUUCUCUCUUGCAUUCUCUCUUUCUCUCUCUCUCUUUUGCUUUUUUACUCUCUUUUUCUCUCUCUCGCAUUCUCUCUUUUACUUUUUCACUCUGUUUCUCUCUCUCUGUCUCUUGCUUCCUCUCUCUCUUUUUCUCUCACAUUUUCUAUCUCUCUCUCUUUUGCUUUUUCUCUUGCACUUUUUCUCUCUCUGUCUGUUGCAUCCUCUCUCUCUUUUUCUUUCUCUUUAGCAUUCUCAAGAAUUUCCCCCCGGGGAUCAAUAAAGUAUCUAUCUAUCUAUCUAUCUAUCUAUCUAUCUUCUCUCUCGCAUUCUCUCUCUCUCUCGCACUCUCUCUCAAGUAUUAUCUGGGUUGCAAAUCUGUUGACCUAUCAGGAUAUAAUUACUUGGAUAUAAUUUACUUUAAUAUAAAAUUUAAUAUAAUUUGAUGUACUUUUACUCUUUUCUAAUGGAUCUAUUCAUUUAUGUAUCUGUAAUGGUGAAAAUGUUUUUCAAGUGUUUUUUGUUCUGGGAUUGUAACAGUUAUUCACUACAACUGGCAGUUCUCACAUCCAAGUGCUGUGGUAAAUGACCCUAAAAUACUUGUAACAAUGCUCUGUAACAUUUUACUUUAUGCCACCUUUGUAUUUUUUUACAUCAGUAAAAUUACUGUUGCUUUUUUAUGAGUGUAAAGUUAAGAAGUACUUAAAGGAGCAUCUACAGUAUUUAUUGUGAACGUAUUGUUUAGCAUCAUCCAGCUUCAUGAUCUGAUCAAACAGUCUACACAGGUCAAUUUCCAAAUAAGGAUAUGAGCUUUAAAAUCUCUAUUUGAUCUGCAGAGUAAUUAAACAUUGUUGCGACAGUAAACAUGAUAUUUGUUCUUUAUGCUGCAAUAUCAGAGCACUGGCUUUUAGAUUUGCUGACGUUGCCAUUCCAUCCUGCUACCCUGUUCUACAGAACUACACAUGCUAUAAAGUAAAUAGUGUUUUCAUGGAAGUGCCCUAUGUUGAACAGUACUGUCUGCAAUCCAGCUUUAUGAUACAGGUCAUUUAUUAACCCUCAGCAGCACUGAAUAUGUUAUACUUUUAUAAUGUGAUGGAAACUCAUUUGCAUUAACUCAGAAUAAAAC